AUCACAAAUUCAAGGGCAAGUGACUCUGCAAUCUAUAUGCUGAGAGUGGAGGGACCUACAGGGUUCGAAACGGGGGAUGCAAGCCUUACGGUCUCCGAGGUUCUGUCCAAGCCCAGCUUGUCUGUCUCUCCAUACCCUUUCCUAUUGGAGUUUGACUCUCUCCACUUAACUUGCAACACCUCCUCUAAACUCGCCAAGGUCGUCUGGUUCUGGAACAGAGAGCCUCUCAGGAGUAACCCUCAGAUCCAGUUGUCUGACAAUAAUCGGACUUUCGCCAUCCAACGCAUUGUCCGCAGUGAUGCUGGGAUCUAUCAGUGUGAAGUGUCCAAGGCAGCCUUCAUCGAAAUGAGUGAUGUUACAUACAUUGAAGUGAUCUAUGGUCCCGACACCCCUGUGAUCCAGACGGAUGAAACGUCCUACGCUGAGCAUUCCAAACUUUCCCUCUCCUGCAAAGCGGUUGCAUUUCCCGUGGAGUAUUCUUGGUUUCACAAUGGGAAGGAGCUCAGCAAAGGAUCUGUGCUGCGCAUCUGCAAUGUUACUGUGCUGGAUUCCGGGACUUAUACCUGCCAGGCAUUGAAUGGCCUUAGUCACCGCAUGGCAAAUGCCACCCUAGAGGUUGAGGUGGUGGCAAGUGAAUAACCUCAAUGUGGCCCAGCCUCACCAUCUGUUGCCAUCGACCCAGUCCCAUUUCUGACCCCAAUAUCCUUCUGCCCACCCACCAAAGGGUUUCGCUUUCUUUUGAUCAUUACACAGCCGGCAUCGCUUUCCAUUCUGUCUCAAGCUUCUCCCUUGACCAGGAAUGGCAGAUAAAAUCGCUUCGAUGCAAACAUGAAUGAAUUUACUUAGGAACUUCCAAAUAUUGGAUGAAGCCAGUCUUACGCAGAGAAGACCCACUGAAAUCAAUGGGCAAAUCAAGGAACCCUGUUGAUUUCAACAGGAUGGCUCUGGAUAUGACUGAAGUGGAGUAUCACCCAUUCUCUUCCCUUCUUCCCUUCCCUCUCUCAAUGGACUUUCCACUCAAGUACAGAAAGAGUUUCUUGGGAGUAUAAUAGAAUGUUCCCUUUGUCUGUGAAAUGUGCUGUGUACACACCAUACCUUCAAAGCAGAUUCUUUCCCCCAAAGAAUACUGGAAACUGGAGUUUGUUAAAGCGUGCUGGGAAUUGUAGCUCUGUGAGGAGGAAACAGGAGAGUCAGUGUGGUGUAGCGGCUAGAGUGUUGGACUAUGACCUGGGAGACCAGGAUUCGAAUCCCCAGACAGCCAUGAAGCUCACUGGGUGACCUUGGGCCAGUCACUGCCUCUUAGCCCCAGAGGAAGACGAUGGUAAACCACCUCUGAAUACCGCUUACCAUGAAAACCCCAUUCAUAGGGUCGUCAUAAGUCAGGAUUGACUUGAAGGCAGUCAAUUUCCUUCCGAGGAAGAAACUACAGUUCCCAGGAUUUUUUUUUUAAGGGGAGUGUACUUUAAAGGUAUGGUGUGUAUGUAUCCCUGGUCUUAAAGAGCUAGCAAAACGCUGCUGUUUAUGCAAGAACAUUUAUAUUGCAUAUCUCAGAUUGUCCCUUUUUAUCUGGCAAAAGAUUAGCUCCCCCCAUUCCCCAAAAAGCGUUCUGCAACCAGUUUUCCUUGACCUCUGCCUGAGUUCAACCUGGAUUUAUCUUACGUUAUUUUUAUUAGCAAAUAAAAAUAUUCAACAUGGCCACAGCAGUUGAUUGAAAGGACAGCAGGUUACCAAAUUAGUUAUCAGGGAGAGGAGGCAGGAAGGACUUGUAAACUGUGAGAUCAGAAGGGAAUGAAAUGCAGAAAAGUGCAGAUGGCAAUUUCCCCAUUUCCUGUCUUUUAGAGAUUCCCUUUGCACCUUUAGAAGUUUUAGCAGCACCCAGAGCUGUGUCCUUCCUUCAGUCUUGGACCAGAUUUCUGAGCACAGUAUUCCUAUCUUGCUUCAUGGAUUUUGCCAUAAGAAUGAGCAGCAUUUCUCUAACUGUAUGCUGUGUUGCCGUAUUUUAGGAACUGCUUUCAAUAAGUACAUAUACUGAAG
Molecule: messenger RNA, 2034 nt
Organism: Rhineura floridana
Lineage: Eukaryota; Metazoa; Chordata; Lepidosauria; Squamata; Rhineuridae
Product: carcinoembryonic antigen-related cell adhesion molecule 6-like
Exons: 3
Coding region: 37-639 (200 amino acids)
Source: RefSeq, a predicted model, not a curated record